UUACAUUUUAUGAAACAAGAAGUCAAGGUAAAUGUUCUUAAAAUGGUUGAUGAACCAAUGGACGAGGGUCAAGCAGAUUCCUGGCUUGAUGAAGGUAUUUUCAAAGAAAUCCCUGCUACGCAUCAUGUUAAGGAGGGAUAUGAGAAAGCAGAACCUGCACAGUUGGAGUUGCUGAAGGUUCUUGGUCAAGGAUCAUUUGGAAAGGUAUUUCUUCUUAGAAAGAAGACUGGGCCUGAUGCUGGGCAGCUGUAUGCAAUGAAGGUAUUUUAAAAAGCUUCUUUAAAAGUUCGAGACAGAGUUCGGUCGAAGAUGGAGAGGGAUAUACUAGUGGAAGUAAGGCAUCCAUUUAUUGUCAAACUGCGCUAUGCCUGUCAGACUGAAGGAAAGCUGUAUAUGAUACUGGACUUUCUCAGGGGAGGGGAUGUCUUCACAAGAUUAUCCAGGGAGGUUCUGUUUACAGAAGACGAUGUGAAAUUCUACCUUGCAGAACUAGCCCUUGCCUUGGAUCAUCUGCAUCGACUAGGAAUUGUAUAUAGAGACCUGAAGCCAGAAAACGGCAGGACUCAGUCCAAGCAAUUUCCACCAGUUUUCUCCCAACUAGAAGAGGUUGAAGGAAUGUGGCUGCCGUUCUGGUUCCGGGCUCAUCCUGUCAAACUCCAAAAUGGCUCCCGCCCAUUCACCUUCUCCCAUGGAAGCACUGAGUCCUCUACACACAUUGCCAGCCAGUGCAAUUUUGGACUCAGCAAGGAGUCAGUAUAUCAAGAAAAGAAGGCCUACUCAUUUUGUGGUACAGUAGAGUAUAUGGCUCCUGAGGUAGUAAAUAGGAGAGGUCAUUCUCAGAGUGCUGAUUGAUGGUCAUAUGGUGUACUUAUGUUUGAAAUGUUUGCUGGUACUCUGCCAUUUCAAGGUAAAGACAGAAAUGAGACCAUGAAUAUGAUAUUAAAAGAAAAACUUGGAAUGCCUCAAUUUCUUAGUGGUGAAGCAGAAAGUCUUCUAAGGAUGUUGUUCAAAAGGAAUCCAGCAAAUAAACUGGGUUCAGAUGGUGUUGAAGAAAUCAAAAGACCAUUUUUUGCAAACAUUGACUGGAAUAAAUUAUAUAAAAGAGAAGUUCAGCCUCCAUUCAAGCCUGCUUCUGGAAAACCAGAUGAUACUUUUUGUUUUGACCCUGAAUUUACUGCAGUCAAUUGAAAUGCUGCACAAUUUGGUGAAGUAUAUGAAUUGAAAAAGGAUAUUGGUGUUGGUUCUUACUCUGUUUGUAAGCAAUGCAUCCAUACAUCUACCAACAUGAAAUUUGCAGUAAAGAUCAUUGACAAAAGUAAACGAGAUCCUUCAGAAGAAAUUGAAAUUCUGAUGUGCUAUGGGUAACACCUCAAUAUUAUCACUUUAAAAGAUGUCGUUGAUGAUGAUAGAUAUGUUUACCUUGUUACGGAUUUGAUGAAAGGAGGAGAGCUACUGGACCACAUUCUCAAACAAAAGUGUUUCUCAGAACAAGAGGCUAGUGAUGUACUAUUUGUAAUAACUCAAACAGUUGACUAUCUUCAUUGCAAAGGUUAUGAUGUUGGGCAUGGCUACAUUCCAUUUGCUAAUGGACCCAAUGAUACUCCUGAAGACAUAUUGAUGCAUAUAGGCAAUGGAAAGUUCUCUUUCAAUGGUGGAAACUGGGACAAUAUUUCAGAUGGAGCAAAGGAUUUGCUGUCCCAUAUGCUUCAUGUGGAUCCACAUCAGCAUUACAAUACUCAACAAGUAUUAAAACAUUGAUGGAUAGUCCACAGAAACCAGUUACCAAAUGAUCAGCCAAAAACUAAUGAUAUGCCACAUGUUGUUAAAGGAACAGUGAUUGCCACAUACUCUGCUCUGAUGAAUAAGACUUUUCAACCAAUCCUAGAGCCUGUUGCUGCUUCAAGCGUAGCUCAGCGAAGGAGCAUGAAAAAGUGAACAUCAACUGGCUUGUAAGAUUUGCAUUGUUCCUCAGGUAACCUGGAUAAAGAGAAAAUUAAACGUGUGGCUAUUUGCCUAAUUUCAUAUAAAAAGCAUUAUUUUCUGUUACAUUCCUUGAAUAUUUUAUUUAAGUCCCAUAUUUUAGGGUGAGUAAGAUUAAAAAACAUACACAGGUCCAUAAUAUUCAUAUUAUGUUGUUUUACAGUCAUGUCUAAGUGUUUAAUCAUAAAAUUAGUCUCAACAGAUCUUAAUGCUCU
Molecule: messenger RNA, 2195 nt
Organism: Cavia porcellus (domestic guinea pig)
Lineage: Eukaryota; Metazoa; Chordata; Mammalia; Rodentia; Caviidae
Gene: Rps6ka6
Product: ribosomal protein S6 kinase A6
Biological process (GO): intracellular signal transduction; protein phosphorylation
Molecular function (GO): protein serine/threonine kinase activity; magnesium ion binding; ATP binding
Source: RefSeq, a predicted model, not a curated record